Thamnophis elegans (Western terrestrial garter snake) is the source of this 9702-nucleotide messenger RNA. RefSeq names its product zinc finger and BTB domain containing 20 (gene ZBTB20). Gene Ontology annotation, molecular function: protein binding. The record is from RefSeq and is a predicted model, not a curated record. The transcript has 10 exons. Gene Ontology annotation, biological process: regulation of cytokine production; regulation of immune system process; negative regulation of transcription by RNA polymerase II. Bases 781 to 3036 code for a protein of 751 amino acids. NCBI's taxonomy places the organism in Eukaryota, Metazoa, Chordata, Lepidosauria, Squamata, Natricidae.
UCACACUCUCGCUUGCUCUUUUUCUCUCUCUCCCUCCCUCUCUCUCCCUCCCUCUCCCUCUCCCGUCUCUGUGGUUUGUAAGGUAGGUUGCAGUGUGUGUAUAUACACAACAUCAAGAGCAGGAAAAUGGACUCAUUAGGGAGACAGGCAGUCAUUACCAUUCACACUGCACUUCCAGGGAGACAGCGACUAUGAGGAGACAGACUGAGGACUGGGGAGCAAGGAAAUUUGAGAGCUUAACAUCUCUGCUGCUUCCUGCUUUUGCUGCGACAAUUUCUUCUUGUAUUUUCAAACAGAGCUCAGCCUUGCAUCCCAUCCCAUCCUGUUGAUUUCUCUUUGGUUACAUGAGUGCCUGAAGUUACAUUUUAGAUGCUGAAAUCACUGCACCUUAAAAACAAAAAAAGAUUGAAUUGAAUUGCAUUCCUAUUCACACGAUGGCUUCAGGAGUACCCCCUAGCCUGGAAUGGAAACAGCUUAGAAGCAUCUUCUGAGACAGUUCUAUGAGCCUGAAGAAAGGGGCAACUGCUAUAACAUUUGGAAAACAGUUGCAGAAAACAGCAAACGUUAUUGAGAUACGUAGAAGCAAAUACGAAGAGCUUUAUCUGCUGUAAGGUGAACAAGCAUUGUCACACAGCUUUGUUGAGGUCCAUGUUGGCCAGGCUACAUAACAACCAGAGCAGAAUUUGCAGUCAUUCAUCCUGAGCUCUUGUUCUGAUUAUAGGGCCCACACUUGUUCUUCAAAUUGCAGGCACAACUUUUCCCCUUUCCCUGCCUCAAUGAAUGUCUGCACUAAGUCCAAAGCUUGGAGUGAUUUACCUGAAGAGUGAUAUUCAUAAACCACUAAAGAAACCCAAGACAACUGAAAUACCGAAGUCUGAGGAGAAUGAGAUUACGCAGACGGGUGCCUUCGUUGCCAAGUCAGGCCUUCCAUGCCUGAACUUUGAAGCUAUCUCAUCUCUGAGCCCAGAUCUCAUCCAUUCAUCCCAUUCACUAAGAAACCUGCACGUAUACACAGGGUCACCUGAUUGUAACAACAGUUGCAAGGGGAUGACAGAGCGCAUUCACAGCAUCAACCUCCACAACUUCAGCAAUUCUGUGCUCGAGACCCUCAACGAGCAACGCAACCGUGGCCACUUCUGUGAUGUGACAGUCCGCAUUCACGGGAGCAUGCUGCGUGCCCACCGUUGUGUGUUGGCGGCUGGCAGCCCCUUCUUCCAAGAUAAGCUAUUACUGGGCUACAGUGACAUUGAAAUUCCUUCUGUGGUGUCAGUCCAGUCAGUGCAAAAGCUCAUUGACUUCAUGUACAGUGGAGUAUUGCGGGUCUCACAAUCAGAGGCCUUGCAAAUCCUCACAGCAGCCAGCAUCCUGCAGAUUAAAACUGUGAUUGAUGAAUGCACACGGAUUGUCUCACAGAAUGUGGGUGACAUCUACCCUUUGAUUCAGGAUUCUGCACAAGAGACACCCCGAGGAACUCCCGAAUCAGCCACUUCAGGACAGAGCAGUGAUACAGAGUCUGGUUAUCUGCAAAGUCACUCACAGCACAGCGUAGACCGGAUCUAUUCAGCUUUGUAUGCAUGUUCUAUGCAGAAUGGCAGUGGUGAGCGUUCAUUCUACAGUGGAGCAGUGGUCAGCCAUCAUGAAACAGCACUAGGCCUUUCUAGAGACCAUCAUAUGGAAGAUCCAAGCUGGAUUACAAGGAUCCAUGAGCGUUCACAGCAGGUGGAGCGGUAUCUUUCCACCACUCCAGAAACCACACACUGCAGGAAGCAACCACGUCCUGUUCGGAUCCAAACUUUAGUGGGCAAUAUUCACAUCAAGCAAGAGAUGGAGGAUGAUUAUGACUACUAUGGACAGCAGAGAGUACAAAUCCUAGAGCAUAAUGAGUCUGGAGAAUGCACUGAGGAUACUGAUCAAGCAGAAGGUGCUGAAAGUGAGCCCAAGGGAGAAAGCUUUGAUUCUGGAGUCAGUUCCUCCAUUGGCACUGAACCUGACUCUGUGGAGCAGCAAUUUAUGACUGGCCUAGGUCGAGAAGGUCAACAAGAGCCUACACAACCAGAACAAAAUGAUGUUUCUGCUGAAAGCAUUCAGCAGCAGCACACAGAUACUAACUCUUCUUCACCAGAAAGAGGAAAUGAUGUUGAAAGGGACAGCGCACUAAUAACUGUUUGUAACAGUACUGAAAAGGGGACUUUACAGCCUAUCACUACAACUGUUUCCCAAUCAUUGCCAAGUACACAGCUCUACUUACGCCAGACAGAAACCCUCACCAGCAACCUGAGGAUGCCAUUGACCCUGACCAGCAACACACAGGUCAUCGGCACAGCUGGCAACACCUAUUUGCCUGCACUCUUUACUACACAGUCUGCUGGCAGUGGUCCUAAACCUUUCCUUUUCAGCCUUCCCCAGCCUCUAGGCCAACAGGCACAAUUUGUGACAGUGUCCCAGCCUGGGAUUUCAACUUUUACUGCCCAACUGCCAGCCCCACAACCUCUGGCUCCUUCUUCAGGCCACAGCACAGCAGGUGGGCAGGGUGAAAAAAAGCCUUAUGAGUGUACCCUCUGCAACAAGACUUUCACAGCCAAACAGAAUUAUGUCAAGCACAUGUUUGUACAUACAGGUGAGAAGCCCCACCAAUGCAGCAUUUGUUGGCGAUCCUUCUCCCUAAAAGAUUACCUAAUCAAACACAUGGUGACUCACACUGGUGUCAGAGCCUACCAAUGCAGUAUCUGUAAUAAGCGUUUUACGCAGAAGAGUUCCCUAAAUGUGCAUAUGCGGCUCCACCGUGGGGAGAAAUCUUAUGAAUGCUACAUUUGCAAGAAAAAGUUUUCACACAAGACCCUGCUUGAAAGACACGUGGCUCUACAUAGUGCCACAAAUGGAACAUCUAACACAACAAGCACUGGGGCAAGGGCACUUCCAGCUGGAGUGAUGGCCUGCACGGAGGGAACGACCUAUGUUUGCUCUGUCUGCCCAGCUAAGUUUGACCAAAUUGAGCACUUCAACGACCACAUGAGGCUGCACGUUUCAGAUGGGUAAAUAAUAUCUAUUCUGUUAUGAACAACAACAAAGCCCAAAUAGAGAAACAACGAAAAGCUAUGGCACUAGAUUUUUUUUUCAUUUUUCAUUUUUAGUUUGUUUAUUUUCAUUUUUGUACUACAUGAUGAACUGUUUUUUGCCUGCUGGUACAUUACAUUUCUGGAAGCUGGAUGAAUAGUAAUUAUCUCAGCCUUCCUUUGAUGGUGGCCUUAAGGCCAGAUAGUGUUUCAGGAGAUCUACUGGUUGGAUCUCUAGCUACUGGCCUCUAAAUACAACCCUUCUUUACUACAAAAAAAAAAAAAAAAAAACUUAAAAAAAUUGUCACUUGUGAAGAGCACUACAAAAACAACAACGAGAAAUAUGUUAUGAAAUCUACAAGGCCUACUGUCGUAAGUACACCGCUUGCAGUGUUUCAAUGGACAGAUUCACAAUUCUGACCGCUUUGGACUUCACAAUAUCGUUAAAACUGUGGAAUAGAAACAUAAAAAUUGAUCAGCAACACACACAAUGGGCCCUAUUGGUUUCCACCAUUAGUCUUGCUAUCAUAAAAGGGCUGUGGAAAAUGGCACGGGAGUUUGGGUUGGAUGGUGUGGAGUCCCUGCAGGAUGGGGAAGGAGAAUAAUAGAUUCCUCUUGUGGAUUCGGUUCCAUUCCACCCGUUCAGAUUUAUAACCCCAACUUCUUUCUCCCCCACUAACACCAAUACCAUCUUUCAUCGGACUUAGGAACAAUAAGUAAGAAUGAGGUGAACAAAGGUAGCUUUUCUGCAAUUACAUGUUGUCUUUGCUGAGCAUAGGGCAAACUUGGCCAAUCUGGCAUCCUCCAGGUCUUCUAGCAUUGUGACUCCCAAAUGGGAGCUGCAAAUACAACAACUCUGGAAGUGCAAGACUAAGGAGGGAUGACACAGAGCCCCAGCCAAAUAGUGGGACUUUGCAAAUGUCAAAGAGAAGUACAAAAAGAGAAAAAAUUGAAAGGUUUUUUUCACCUACUAGUCUAGGUAUAAGGAAAGGAUUACUUCCUAAAAAAAUUAGGGAUAAAAUUUAAAAAAGGCUGUGUCAAGCCUAUCCAUGAUGAGACAGGUAGAGUAAUAGACGAGCGGAGGAGAAAAUAAAAAGAGUUCUCAAGAUUUUUUUUAAUUCAGUUUUUUUAGAGGGACAGAAGUGUUUACCAGGUAGAAUGCUGAUUUUUUAAAAUAUAUAUAUAUAUUUACUUCAGUAUUUCUGUACAAAAACAGAAGGAAGGAAAAUUGUAACUUUUUAAACAUAAUUUUCUUCUCUUUUUUUGCGUACACUGCCACUAAUAUCUGCUCAGUUAUAUAACUGAAUGUGUGUAUACACACACAUUCAUACCUUAUUGUUAAUACAGACUGUUAAGGUUAGAUGUCCUACUUUCAUAUAGCAAGUGGGCAAAGAUGAGAUGGUCCUGAUAUUUCUUUCUGAUGAGAAAAAUAUGUUUCACCAUAUUUUCUGUUGUUUCCCUUAUGCUUUUAUUACUUUGAGAAUAGCACCUUGAAAUUGAUUGAUAAUAUAUGUGAUAUCUUCCAUCUAAUUCUGUCCAUAUUGUUGUAGUGUCACAUGAAUAGCUGUUCGGAAGUCAGAUUAUUUUCUAAGACUUUUGAGUUCCAUCUAAAAUGUAAACGAAUUAGUUUUAGAAGGAAGUAUUUUAACACUAUUUAUAUCAUUGGAAUGAUAAAAUAUCAUUUUGACUAUAGUUUCUGGAAGUACCUAGAAAAAGGGCAUUUAUUUAAGAAUUGCUUGCAGAGAUUGGUUUGUAAGAUCUUUUAUCCUUCCUGAAAUAUAGAUCAAAUCUACUUAAAUGCUAAACCUUCUUUUUACUUAUAAAAGUACAGAUAAUCUUCCUUCUUUCAAUCUGCAAAAACAUUAAGAUAAGGGCCAUGCUUUUCAAUUUCGACUUCACAAAAUAGGGCAAGACAUUCAGAGUUGCAGGUUUUUAUUGAUCACUUCUUCCGUUCUUAGCGGACUUUUGAGAAUUACCUGAAACAGUACUUUUUAUGUAUCUAGUUACAUUGGAUUAAUGUUUAACUAUUUUAUUAAGAAGUUUCUUUCCUGUGAAUCAUAGUACAUACUUCCUAUUUCAAAUGAAAAUUAUCUGAAAAUAAUAUGCAAAUGGAGAGUCAAGAAGAAAACAUUUAGAUAAAUUUUAAACAUAUCUUUGUUUCAGCUAAAUCUUAUGAGAUUGCAUUUCUGUGUAGAAAUCAAUGGAAAACUUUAUAUAAAGUGUUCUGUAACUUUAUAUAAAGUGUUCAGCGACAGGAUGCUAGAUUUAAUCAUGUUUUGUGAGACACUCCUCCUUGCACAACAUCAUUUAUUAGACAUUUAUAUUCUGUCAAUGUAGGUCACAACUUCUGUUAUAUUGCACAACUUUUUUCAUGUCAAUUCUGAGAUAAGGCCCACUAAAUUCUGGGAUUCAUUUUCAACAAAAAUAUAUAGGAUUGGGAUCUUAAAUAUUUCAUAAUAAUUUCAUCAGAAAUAAUAUACAAAAAUGUAAGAAAAGACAGAACCUGGAUAUACAACACGAUGCUAUCAUGUAAAAGAAUGUCAUUUUUAUAACUACUGAAAAUCAGUCAAGAAUUUAAGUUUGUUUAAGCAAUAACAUGGCUUUAUAUGGCUCAUUUUCCAGAUGAAUUUUAGGAACAAAUUGAUUGCCAAUAAUAGAAACAAUAGUUUGAGUCAGUUUUCAAAAAUUAGACAUUUCUGUGAUCUAAGAUAAGCAAUGCACAGACAAGAAAAAAAUGUAGAAGAUGUUAGUAGAGAAUCAAAAUUAAAAAAAUUAAAAAUUUCAAAUUAAACACUUAUUUUUUUUUUAAAAAAAAAACUGUUUUUAAAUAGGUUUGAUGUAGAACUUGCGUGCUAUUCAUUAAAGAUGAAUAUUGCCUCAAAGCAAAAAUAGAUUUUGUUUGGUGAAAAAAAGUAUAGAUUAUCUUCAUUCAUUGACCCAAAAUAAUAUAUAGACCUCAAAAUAAUGUAUUCCAUGCAGAAAAUCGUUGUCACUCCUACAGGCCUUCAGAUGCUAUACCUGCAACGUGUUUAUUUAGGAGAAUAUUAAAAAAAUGGAUCCUUGCAUCAAUCCUCCUGUAAACAUUUGUAUUUGAGGAUAAAUUAAACUAAAUUAAAACUAAGAUUUGUAAAAAUUAGAUCAAGUGACAAAUUAUAUAAAUCAAGAUUUGAAUGUAAUUUUAAGAUAUAAGGAAACCAGUUACUCUGACAAAAUUACAGUUUUGGUGAUCUAUAUGGAAAAAAAUACUGCAGUUUUCAUUGUACAGUGGCUUUAAAAAGGUGAUUUUUUUACAUUAACUAUAUUACUGCUUCUUAAAUCUCUUGUUCUGGUUUCUAUUAAGGUCUCUUUUCUAAUACUACAGCUUUUAUUUAGUUUUGAUAGGUAGCAUUUAUGCUAUUCCAGUUUUGUGAAAUAAAAUCCAAAGGUUUGAAAGGUUCUUUAGAGAAUGAAAAGCUAUAGUCACGUGCAAAAAAAUCCUAAAUUCCUUCAUUCCUUCCCCCUCCAUCCAUAUUGAAGCCAAUUAAAUUGGAUUCUUGCUAAUAAUUAAUUUUUACUCAGUUAAUGUUCUGUCAGUCACUAAUUAUUUUUAUUCUUUCUAUACAUUUUUUGUACUUUUUAUUCUUGCUUCCAUAAAUACCAUAUUUCAAAACAAAUGCAACAAUAGUUCAAACUGUGUGGCUAUAGGAUAAGUAUUCAUAUAUCUGAAUUUUCAUUUUAUAUAACUAUUUACUUACUUGUUCCCUUAUUAUGGUCACAUCACAGACCAGUAUGGACCCAAUAUUUUCCACUAUGACUAAAUACUAGCUCUAUAUUUAUAGCUCAUGCAAAUCAUUAGAGCAUAAUUGGAAGUACAGACAUUAUCCAGAUGGUUUUCUAAUAUUUUUCCUUCACUUUAAAAACAUUCUUUCUUAUAGCCAAAGGUCACUGCAGUCCAAAAAGCCUAUAAUUUUGUGACCCCAAUGAUUUCUACAAUAAUAAUAUAUUUAUUUAUGUUUAAUGUUUCAGGUAUAUUUGCACUAAACGUAAUUGAACAAUUUAUUUCAUUUUAAAUUAAAAUGCUCAAUAAGAAACCUGAAAUAAUCUUCAUUUUUUUAUUGUUUUAAAUGUUUGCACUGAAAGCUUUUUAUUUAUAGAAGAAUAGAAGGAUUCAAAACUCAUUGCUUUUUAAAGAGAAACACAUUUGCUGGCAUUUUGUGAUUAUCUACAUACUCCCAUAAUUUCCUACUUGCAGGUAGUUAAGUUAUAUAAAAAUGAUAUACAGCAAGCAGUGCAAGGCUCUUUCUGUACAGUUAAUUUUUUUUCACAUUUCUGAUUAUGUGGAAAAGUGGGUUCUUAAAUUUUUAAGUAAAUCUCAUCUGAAUAUAUACAUAUCCCCUUAUCAGGGCAAGUAACAUGCCUUGAAGACAGAAAUGCUAUUUGGCCCAUAUUUUAAUGUGCAAAACAUAUUUUAGCUCAUCGUAAACAACAGUAAACCUUCAUAGAAAAGCAGAUCUAGCAGAUCUAACUCUUACUGAAUUAGAGAUUCUGUGGUUCAUGGAGUGAAUUAAUGAGGUCAUCAAAAUGUAGUAAGAGUGCCAUUUGAUUUGUAAAAGUCAGAAUAGUAAAUUAAUUCAACCAAUGCUCAGAAAAUGUAUUUGAAUUUCAGUAUUCAAAUUAAGGUCACAUGUUUGAUAGAAAUAGCUGGAAUUAAUAAAUUAUGUCUACAUAUACUUAAUUUAAAUAUAGUGGAUGCAACUCAUAACUAGAAAGUGACAUUUGAGGGCACCACUAUAAAAUUAAUAAUGGGCAAUUUUAUCCAAAGAAAAUAAAAAAAUAUGACCAUAUGAAACAAAGAGAUACACGUUUCAUUCACAUCACACAAACUCCAUGUCUUACCAUGCUCUAAGUAUUAUUAGACUUCAGGGUUUCUAUCCUUCCUAAGACCAUUUUACUACUGAAAUAGAUACCAAAGUGUACCCUACAUGCUACAUGCUACUUCCAUCAUCCCAUUUCUGUCCCUGUAAUCAUCUAGCCCACAGGCUGAGCUUGACCAUUUUAUUAAUAUUUUGUGGGUAUUUUAAGAGGCAAGAUGGAUGCCUUAACCCUAUAAAAUCUGUGGCAUUUUGGAGUUUAAUUCCAUAUUUUUGGAGAGCAGAUUUGAUAAGUUAUGCAAACUGAUUCAACUGUAGAGCUAAUGAAAGCAUUUAUUUCAUUAAAAAGAAGAGAAAGCAGUUGGAAGCAAAGCCAGAUUUUCAGUUCUGAGUGUAACUUGCAGCUUUGUGGUUUAAUACCGCUCUUUCCUGUGCCUUUCUUACCUCUUUCAAUGCUAUUUCAUGCCUCUCUCUGCAUUUUAGGCCCCAGCAAUGAUGGUCUGUGUUUCCUGAACAAUAGUUAAGCUCUAGAAUGAUCUAGUCAUUUUUCUCAGAAUAACAUGAUCUCUUCAGAAAUGUCACCUUCCAGUUAUCUUAGCAUCCACAACGAUGUUGAAUUAUUAUAAGAUUUUAUGAACUCUGGUGGUCAUUUUCUUGUUGCUACUUAAUGGGAAAUGUGUAUGAGUUUAGGCUGUGCUUUUAAUUAGACAGAAAUUCAGUAUCUGUAUUUUAAAGUCUUGAAAUCCAGACUUGUAAGAUCAUUAGUUAGUAUUUUUACAGGGCCUCUAAAUAUUAAAUUUCUUAUUUUUUAUGAUUACAUUCAAGUGAAUCAGAACAUAGAGACGAAUUCAAAUUCUGUUUCCCAUAUUUGGAUUAUAGUAUAUGCAUGUACAUUGAAUUUCAAAGAGAGAUUUGAUAGGUGACAAGUAUGGCUAUUAAAAGAGGACACUUGACACAAAACUUAUUUCUACAGAAACAAAAGCUAAUGUUUGAAGAUAUAUCAAUUUUUCUGGAUACUUAAGCUUUUCUGGGUAAUGUUGCUUUAUGUAAAAAUUUAAAGCCUUCUGUAUUACACAAAAGUUAGAAAAUGGAAUAGAUUAUUCCACGUUAGUUCCACAAUUCAUUAGCUAUUGGGAACCAUAAAUGGUAAUAAUUAAACUAAAUAAGAUUAAUAUUUCUUAAGACUAUAGAACAUGUAAUCAAAUAAAAUUACCCCUUAAAAUUAGUUUAUGCGGUUGUAAUUUCACAACAAAUAAAUAUGUCAUAGAAUACUAAAUUGCCAACUGGAACACAUGUGCAAAUACAUACACACACAUGUUAACAGAAGUAAAACUAAAGGAUUGUUGUGCUCAUAUAAUGCAAGAGGAUUACUGAUUAGUAAAUAUAAAUGACAGACAUAGUCAAAAUAUGUAUUCCUUUUCAAGUGGCUAAUGCUAAAAUAAUUUUACUGUUUGUUUCUCUUUCCCACAUCCAAUAAAAUAUUUUGCAAUUGCAGUUUAAAAGUUACACUAGGAGGUGCUAAGUUCCUGUUUAAGAGGACAAAAACAUUGUCCAAAUGUAAAUUUAUCAUACUAUUUAACUAUCUAGGCAAAUAUUGCUUUCUUGGGCAGGCAGUUGUACUGCUACCAUGAUAGUUUUGUGUAGCUGGAGAUAUACAGGAAUUGAUUUUGGGGUUUCAGCCUGCAAAAUAUUUGCUACCAUACCACUGAGCUAUGGCCCUUAUCCAUUUGGUUAUUGAUCCUUGGAGUAGCACCUACAUAAAACUUAUGGAUAUGACAGGAGAAAGGAGAUUAAAUUUG